Euleptes europaea (tarantolino) is the source of this 1281-nucleotide messenger RNA. RefSeq names its product dipeptidase 2-like. The record is from RefSeq and is a predicted model, not a curated record. The transcript is spliced from 10 exons. The coding region runs from base 1 to 1281 and encodes 426 amino acids. Gene Ontology annotation, molecular function: metallodipeptidase activity. NCBI's taxonomy places the organism in Eukaryota, Metazoa, Chordata, Lepidosauria, Squamata, Sphaerodactylidae. Gene Ontology annotation, biological process: proteolysis.
AUGCCAUUUUAUGAACGUCUCCAUCCAGUGAAUGUCCUUCUGUGUUUUCUGAUGCUGCUUGUUGAUCGUUUGGGAUGCAGAGCUGAUGUAUCCUUGAGAGACCGGGCUCUUGAGAUCAUGAAGAAUUCGCGUUUAAUUGAUGGACACAAUGACCUGCCGCUGAAGCUGAGAUGGCACUAUCAAAACAAGCUGAGCAAAAUCGACUUAAGGACACUCAACACAACAGCCACAAAUAUCCAUAAACUCAAAACUGGCCAUGUCGGUGCUCAGUUUUGGUCAGUGUACGUUCUCUGCAGCGCUCAGAACAAAGAUGCUGUACGCCUGACCCUGGAGCAGAUCGAUGUUGUCAAGCGGAUGUGUGAAUCCUCUAAGGAAUUUGAGCUGGUGACAACUGCUCAGGGCAUUGAAAACAUUCCAAACGAUAGGAUAGCUUGCUUGAUCGGCAUCGAAGGGGGUCACACCAUUGACAGCAGUCUCGCGGCUCUGCGGAUGUAUUACGAACUGGGUGUCCGGUACAUGUCACUAACGCACACCUGCAACACUCCCUGGGCAGAAACGUCAUCAAAACAUGUACACAGUUUCUAUCCUGGCACGAAAGGCUUGACCGCUUUUGGCAAAGAAGUGGUGAAGGAGAUGAAUCGCCUGGGGAUGAUGAUUGACUUAUCGCAUGCCUCUGAUGCCACGGCCAGGGCGGCCCUUAGCACCUCCAAAGCGCCGGUCAUUUUCAGCCAUUCCUCCGCCUUCUCGGUCUGCAACCAUUCACGCAACGUUCCUGAUGAUAUUCUACAACGUCUGAAAAAGAAUAAUGGGAUUAUCAUGGUGUCAUUCUCAACUACAAUGUUGGCCUGUGGUGACCGACCAGUGAACAUUUCCACUGUUGCAGAUCACUUUGACCACAUAAGGAAAAUUGCAGGUUCCAAAUCGAUAGGAAUUGGCAGUGACUACGAAGGAGCAAAUCACUUCCCUGAGGGGCUGGAAGAUGUUUCAAAAUACCCAGCCUUGAUCGAGGAACUGCUGAGGAGACGCUGGAACGAUGCAGAACUGCGUGGCAUUUUGAGAGACAACAUUCUGCGUGUUUUCAGCGAGGUAGAAAAAGUGCGGCAAAAAAGUUCAUCGGCGAAUGCAAGCGAAGAGGAGAUUCCUCCUGAAACGAUCAUGCAUUCCUGUCGCUUGGACCUGAGGUAUCCUCCUGUGCCGACCACAGGUUCCUACGGAGCACCUUCCUGGGGGCAACUGACAUGUCUAAUAGUCCCUUUGGGGGUGUUUGUAGCGCUACACUGA